Messenger RNA from Sphenostylis stenocarpa, 1581 nucleotides. NCBI's taxonomy places the organism in Eukaryota, Viridiplantae, Streptophyta, Magnoliopsida, Fabales, Fabaceae. The record is from the annotation of a GenBank genome assembly.
AUGAAGAAGAAAAGCAUGCAUAUUAUGGUGUUGAUGUUGAAGGUAUUAGCAGUUAUAGAAUUAGUGUUUCUGAUAGUCCACCCUGGUGUUCAUGCCUUGAGCAGAGACCAGUUCCCUCCUGACUUCGUGUUUGGCGCAUCAACCUCAGCUUACCAGGUUGAAGGUGCAGCAAAUGAAGAUGGAAGGAAGCCAAGCACAUGGGACACCUUCUCUCAUUCUGGAAAUGCGAAUAUGUAUGCAGGUGAUGGAGAUGUUACAUGUGAUCAAUAUCACAAAUAUAAGGAAGAUGUUCAGCUCAUGUCCAACAUGGGCUUAGAAGCCUACAGAUUUUCUAUAUCAUGGUCAAGGCUUAUUCCAGAUGGAAGAGGACAAGUGAAUCGCAAGGGACUACAGUAUUACAACAACCUUAUUAAUGAAUUGAUAAGCCAUGGAAUUGAAGCACAUGUUACAUUACACCAUUUUGAUCUACCACAAGCACUUGAGGAUGAAUAUGGAGGAUGGGUUAGUCGAAGAGUUGUGAAAGACUUCACAGAAUAUGCAGAUGUGUGCUUUAGAGAAUUUGGAGACAGAGUUAGGUAUUGGACUACAGUGAAUGAGGCCAAUAUUUAUGCAGUAGGUAGCUAUGAUAUAGGAAAUGCACCACCUCAGCGGUGUUCUCCUUCCUCUACAUUUAACUGUUCCAGAGGAAAUUCCUCAACUGAGCCAUAUUUGGUUGCCCAUCAUAUGUUGUUAGCACAUGCUUCAGCUGCUACGGUAUAUAGAAAGAAAUACCAGGGCAUGCAGCAUGGCUUAAUUGGGUUUAGUCUCCUUACUUUAGGUUUUCUUCCACUAACAAAUUCUACUGAAGAUAUAAUGGCUACUCAGAGGGUCCAAGACUUCUUCAAUGGAUGGUUUAUGAAUCCCUUUACAUUUGGAGAUUACCCGGAUAUAAUGAAAAAGAAUGCUGGCUCAAGGCUUCCUUCCUUCACCCAAAAGGAAUCAAAUCUAGUCAGGGGCUCAAUCGAUUUCUUAGGAAUAAACUUUUACUACUCAUUUUAUGUUUCGGACAGUCCUGACAACCUACAGAAGGAGAACAGGGAUUUCUUUGCAGAUUUAUCAGCAAAAUUGCAAAUGCUUAUUCCUAAUGAUACAUCAAAAUACGAGAUUCCACUUACUCCCAAGAUUUUCCUAGGGACGUUAGCCUCACUAAAGAACUCUUAUGGCAAUAUUCCAAUUUUCGUACAAGAAAAUGGACAACAAACACCUCAUAAUUCAUCAUUAGACGACUUGCCAAGGGUGGAUUACUUGCAUGCAUAUAUUGGAAGCAUGGUUGAUGCACUGAGGAGUGGAUUAAAUGUAAAAGGUUACUUUGUAUGGUCCUUCAUGGAUGUAUUCGAGAUAGAUAGUGGAUAUGAAAAAAGUUUUGGUCUGUAUUACGUAGACAUGGAUGACCCAGACUUGAGAAGGCAACCUAAGCAUUCUGCUGAAUGGUACUCAAAUUUUCUGAAAGGGAAGCCUAUGGACCCAAAGAUCACCAAGGAAAUUCGCAAGAAUGCAAGUGUGCUUUCACACCAUCCCUCACAACACCAUAGUGCCAUAUAA